Molecule: messenger RNA, 3159 nt
Organism: Amphiprion ocellaris (clown anemonefish)
Lineage: Eukaryota; Metazoa; Chordata; Actinopteri; Pomacentridae
Product: protein-L-isoaspartate O-methyltransferase domain-containing protein 2
Biological process (GO): protein modification process
Cellular component (GO): cytoplasm
Molecular function (GO): protein-L-isoaspartate (D-aspartate) O-methyltransferase activity
Source: RefSeq, a predicted model, not a curated record
UCAGCGCGUCAGCUGGCCGAAUGUUUACAUCCAGCAGCAGCGGUGUGUUUGUGAGCGGAACCCCAACAACAAAAGACCGAACCGAAGCAGAACCCAGCGGGACCCCGACUCUCCGGCGGGUGUUACAGCAGUCAGGAUGGGUGGAGCUGUGAGUGCCGGUGAGGACAAUGAUGACUUGAUUGACAACCUGAAGGAGGCUUAUUACAUCCGCUCAGAUCUGGUGGAGCGAGCAUUUAGAGCCAUCGACCGGGCCGACUACUACCUGGACGAAUACCGGGACAAUGCCUACAAGGACUUGGCAUGGCGACAUGGAAACAUCCACCUUUCUGCUCCGUGUAUCUACUCUGAGGUGAUGGAGGCUCUGGAUCUCCAUCCUGGACUCUCCUUCCUCAACCUGGGCAGUGGGACCGGAUAUCUCAGCACCAUGGUCGGCCUCAUACUGGGACCAUUUGGAGUGAAUCAUGGGAUUGAGUUGCAUGCAGAUGUGAUUGAGUACGCCUACCAGAAGCUCGACUCCUUCAUCAAAACCAGCGACAGCUUCGACAAGUUUGAGUUCUGUGAGCCGUCCUUCGUGGCCGGUAACUGCCUGGAGAUCCCUCCGGAGAGCCGACAGUACGACAGAGUUUACUGUGGAGCCGGAGUGCAGAAGGAACAUGAAGAUUAUAUGAAGAACCUGCUGAAGGUGGGAGGCAUCCUGGUGAUGCCUCUGGAGGAAAAGCUGACCAAGAUCACCCGUACAGGAUCCAACAGCUGGGAGACCAAGAAGAUCAUCUCGGUGUCCUUCGCCCCUCUGGUGCUGCCCAAACACAACACCAAUGGAAAACCCAAGACUGUCCCACUACCCAAGUACGAGGUCCGGACGUUACAGGAACUGGCUCGUAUCUGCAUCCGCCACACCCUCAGAGUGACCACGGACGGAGGCGACAGCCAAUCCCGCGGCCGAGGCUCCUCCUUCAGCGUGGGCCGCGGCCUGGCGGUGGCCGGGCUCCACAAGUACGGGCCUCGCUUCAAACGCCGGCGGGUCCACCGACGCCACUGCAACGCCCUCGUCCUCGCCACCCGCCAGGUGGUGGCCAGCAGCGGCAUCGGCCCCGCAUCGCUGGACAGCAACAACAACCAGGACGAGGAGGAGGCGGGCGAGAGGGAGGCGAGGCGGCCGGUGAGAGGCAGCAGGAGGUCGGGACGAAGCGGUGGCGGCAGCGUGGUGGAGGAGGAGGAGGCGGUGGAGGAGGAGGACGAAGAGGAGGAGCAGGAGGAAGAGGAGGAGAAGGAAACCGGCGAGCUGCUGCGACCACAGCCGGCCGUCAACCUCCUGAGGGAGCGAAUCCUCGGCCUGCCGCUGCCAGAACCGCUCAAGAUGUACCUGCUGUACUACCGCGAGAAGUGAGGCGGCCGGAGCCACAGCUGGAACCCUGCAGGGGCCGAAGCCUCCUAAACCCCCGACGGCACCUGUACAAGGCAGGACAACUCACCUGACCGACCCCCAGCUCCAUCACGGCUCUCCUUCUCUCUGUCACCUGCCCUCAUCCUCUCCAUCAUCCAUCCUCUGUCCUGCUCCCCUUAUCGCUCUGAUCUGUAAAGAGUCCGUCUGUCCAGUGGAGGGGGGAGGGAGGGUGACGCUACCAAACUUAGCGCCUCCUUUUGAGGCGCACACAAACAGAAAUCAGUACGUAAAACAUGUUUAUGAAUUGGCCCUGCAGCUCUGUAUUAACUAAUAAUGCCUAACAACAGCUUUACGGUGCAACUUUAGUGGUGCUGACAGACGUUCUCAUCAAACACUGUAGCAACGAGCGGAGAGCAGACGGCACUUUUCUGUCCAGAGUAGGCUGAAGCUGUGGGAGCUGCUUUGUCCUCAUGAGCUGGUGUGAUUUAACAUCUAACGGGGACACGGUGUUGUUUAUACGAAGGAGGAGCUCUGUAAGAAGAAGUCCUUCAUCCAUGUUGUGACUACAGCUAGUCGUGACCAAGCUGGCAGGUGGUGAUUAUUUCCACUGAUUUCCAAAUAAAACGGGAGCGUCGCCUUGAGCCCCGAGUUCAUUAGAUUAUUUAACUUAUAGGAUGAAGUUUAUUUCAACCUGCCGUACUUCUCAUUAAUGUGAGCACAUUAAUGAGGAACCACGUCAGGUUGGAAUACACCAGAAUUAGCCUUUAAAAUAUCCAAUGCCAAGGGUUGGUCGUCAUUUCAAGCAUUUUUUUAGGAGUUGAUCUAAUAGGAAGGUUGAGUUUUUCCCUUUUUCUAUGCAUAAUGUUUCAUCGUGUGAGUCUACCGACUUAGAUCCUUACAUGCAUAUCCAAAGGGCAGCCUCACUGUUUUUCUCUACAUCCCAUAAUAUUCUCUUAACCACAAGAGAAUGACCAUAAAAAAACAACUUACUAAUAUUCCAUUUUACGUGAUUAAACCAGCAUGAUAACAACACAGAAGUAACAUUUUUGAUGAUUGACUGCGUGCAAGUUUUUCUCUCACUGUGCUUUUUUUCUUGUAACGUCUUUUUUCUUUUUUUUACUUUUAUGCAACUUGAAGUGGCGUCUACAUAGGAAACGUGUCGUACAUUUUGUUUUGUGAAUCCUAAAAAAAAAGAAACAUGAAGAUACCAUAAAUCUAAACAGAGGUAUCUUUUCUCACAGUUCUUUUGUGUAGUUAGAUGGGGCAUUACUUCUUUGCUUUUUUUUUGUUUUUCCUGCCUCCUUCUGUGCCAAACUUAAGUUGCAUGGACUCAAUUCUGGAGAGGAAACAGCAGAUCAACAGCAAGUCACUCAUCUAAUGAAAAUUACAUUUCUAAAGUAGUCUCUUUUCAUCAUGUAAAGCCUUAGAUUUCUCCCAUUUGAAGGUUUGUAUAUGAAGAAUGUUGAAUCGAGGUAUUACACGAAUUAUGAUCACAGUAAAAGGAGGAACUGGAAUAUGUAGUUUAUAUUGGUAAAAAAAAUCCAGCUGUGAUGCAAAACGUCAGAGUUGGGCUCUUUUCUGGUGCUGGAUCUGCCUUUGGGUGCUGUACGUGGACCAUUCCUUUACUCAACAUCAUUCACGUUUGGCUGCUGUGCUCCUCUGCUGAAUGUAUCUGAUCAUUUUUUGUUGACUUUUGGUGAGAGUGACUUGCUUGUUUUUAAAGUUGAGCUGUAUUAUUGACUGCUGACAAUAAAGUCCAUAAUGAGAACGAAAAA